AUCAAGUGCUCGACAGGACGGAUGGGUUUCAGCAAUCGGUGUGACGAUCAGGACCAGGCACUGUACAAACAGAGACGCACUGACGUGGAGGUGAUUGUUCCGAAGCCGGACUUUUCCGGGUGGAAAGCAUCUGCACAUUCUGAGCAGGAUCCACGUAGGCACGCCUACAUGCCGGAACAGGUUUGGUACCUUGUUAUCAAACACUUGCUACUGGCCACAAUGGACACGAUGACCAGAUAACUUCCUGUACAAGCAGUGAUCCGAGGCAGGAUACGCUGAUCGCAUCGCACGUGGUCCGUGUGGGGCAUGGUCAAGCAGGUUAGCCUGCGAAAGAUUAAGUCGCGCCCCGACAUCAACGAUAGCUACGACCGUGGCAAGAGAAUCUUGAAGUAGCACGCCUUCAAGAGUACAAAGCGCUGGCCGUUGAACUGCUCAAGUACCCCGAAAAGGUUAAGGAUUUUUUGGUGGUGAAUAGAUACUCUUUGCCGCUGCUACAAACACUUUACGCAUUUGACUAUUAUCUCAAUACGGCGAAGCUGUUCUCCGCGCUGCAAAAAAUCGGCAACAAUUUGAAAGACUACCUGCACUUGAUCAUCCCGGCCUUGGUCAAGUUGUUCGGACCGAUCGAGGUCCCGAUCGGAGUGGAGUAGUGGACAGGCUUGCAAUAAUAGGCCCUGCAGGUGCAGCCGCUUGAGUGAGCGGGAGGAUCCGGCAGGACAGUGGCGUUUAUACGACCGCCAGAAGCAGAACAACAACGCCGCGGAAGGCCAUCCGGGUGGGGCGAAGACGAAGGGGGACCAGGAACCGAAGGUUGACUUCCGGGCCGCGUGCUUUUCAUGAACAUAGGUCAGGCAGAAGCUCGUGCAGAAGGGCUUCUUGUCAGUGCUGCGGAACGUGCUGGUCAAGCGUACCUGUAGGACGUUCGUAGGUCGGCUGCGAGUUCAAGAUCUAUCUUCUCCAGCUAAUGCCGUAGAUUCUGCGCGUCAGCUCAUCCACCAGCUCCACUACAGUGAAGCUGCUUCCCGUGCUGCUGAAGUUUGUAACAUACGACUUGUCACUUGCCAUUAGCCAAGCCGAGCGAACCGAUCGAGGUUCCGUUCGCAGUAUCGCUGGCCGCCUUUGAAGCGAUCAGUUAUCUUACGGAAUAUUUGGACUUUACAGAUUUCUCCUCGAGGACCAUUUACCCGCUGGUGACCACGAAGCAGGUGUUGCCGAUUUUGGGGAAUAUUUGCUUCGCAAGCACCGGUGAACUCUACUCUACCUGGACUGCACGAUGCACGACCUGCGCAAGAUGUACUCCGAGAUUGGCCGAUGGCCGGAUCGGUGGUGACCUUUUGCGAGAGUGUCGUCGAGACGAGUUCGCUCAUGUGUUUCGCCGAGACUCCCAACAAAAACAACAAGAUUAUGAUGAUUGCGGAACUGCUGGAGAAGGGCCUUGUCGAGGACAUUGAGAACGAAUCGGUUUGCAUACGGUUGAAACGAGAACAAGCUCGGCGAGUUCUUCCAGGUCAGCUACGACUGGUAUCUGGUCGCGGCACCAUCGAUUUGGGCCUUUGGUCCGGACAACACCAGCUCAAACAAAGCCCUGCUCGGCGCCGUCAAAGACUCCAUCGAGCAAGGAUUCCAGUGGAGCACGCGCGAAAGAACACUCUACGAGGAAUCCCAUUCUAAACGUCAUGUUCAAAAUCCUGGACCAAUCCAACGCCCAUCAGGAACCCUUUCACCGCGGAGGUGGCCCCAACCUCCCGCAGAGUCGCCUACUCCGCCUAAUGGAACCGUACCUAUUCGUUGAAGUGCAAGACCCCGCCGAUUGCGUUUCCUUCGUUUACACCGUCCUCGCCCGGCGACGUGGCCACGUCACCCAGGACGCACCCGUCCCCGGUUCCUCCCUCUACACCAUCAAAGAUUUCAUUCGAGUUGCCGUGGAAGGUUCUUCCGCUCGAUCAACCUCCCAAAGAAACUCUCUUAGAGACAUCCUGCAGCUAAUCACCCGAACCGACACUCCGCGUGACCUCAACAACGAUAUCUUCAAGUGUCACUCGCUAGUCCUCUUUCACCCGUAAUCAAUUCCGUCGAAUUCCGCCAAACAAGACCUCGGCUCAAGUGCUAAAAAUGAUAAUGAUGAAAUUAUAAUUUAUCAACAUUAAAAUUCAAAUAAAUUCAACAAAAAACUAGUACAGAACGACAAUUUUCUUUUCAGUAUCAUUCCGAACCGCUAACCGUCCCCCGGAACCGUUUUUCUGCUUUCCUGGAGGAUUUUUCCGGUACCCAGCGCAUGUCAAAUUUGACAUCGGCUUCACCAUGUUAAAAUUAAGUUCGGGUACUCGAUGUCAAAUUUGUAUGACUACGGUUUGCGCCGUUUUGAUUGGAUCCACUCAAAUUUGAGUUCCCCUGGUAAGC
Culex pipiens pallens (northern house mosquito) is the source of this 2400-nucleotide messenger RNA. RefSeq names its product 116 kDa U5 small nuclear ribonucleoprotein component-like. Gene Ontology annotation, molecular function: GTPase activity; U5 snRNA binding. The record is from RefSeq and is a predicted model, not a curated record. Gene Ontology annotation, cellular component: U4/U6 x U5 tri-snRNP complex; U2-type catalytic step 2 spliceosome; cytosol. NCBI's taxonomy places the organism in Eukaryota, Metazoa, Arthropoda, Insecta, Diptera, Culicidae. Bases 1677 to 2063 code for a protein of 128 amino acids. The transcript has 2 exons. Gene Ontology annotation, biological process: mRNA splicing, via spliceosome.